CACAUGACCACAUCCAGCAGGCUUGUUGCUGUUGUGGUGCACCGAUGAUCCAGGGAAGCAGACAAGUGACCGUGGCAGCCAAACGGGAGGAACUGACAGCCAUUUUAUGAUUAUAGUUGCAUUGAAAACCGCACAAAUAGCAUACUUCCAACUGCAAACAUGGGGCAAUGUGGCAUAACCUCGUCGAAGACGGUGUUGGUCUUCCUUAAUCUAAUUUUCUGGGCCGCGGCUGGCAUCUUGUGUUACGUGGGGGCCUACGUGUUCAUCACGUACGAUGACUACGACCACUUCUUUGAGGACGUGUACACGCUGAUCCCCGCUGUGGUCAUCAUCGCCGUGGGAACCCUCCUGUUUAUCAUCGGUCUGAUUGGCUGCUGCGCCACGAUACGAGAGAGUCGCUGUGGCCUGGCUACGUUUGUUGUCAUUCUUAUGCUGGUGUUCGUCACUGAAGUAGUGGUGGUGGUGCUGGGGUAUAUUUACAGAGCAAAGGUUGAAGACGAGGUGGACCGCUCCAUACAGAAGGUGUACAAUGAGUACAACGGCACAAACACAGACGCUCCCAGCCGAGCCAUCGACUAUGUGCAGAGACAGCUUCACUGUUGUGGGAUUCGCAACUACUACGACUGGAAGAAAACUCGCUGGUUCAACGAGACCCGAACCAACAGCGUCCCGCUGAGCUGCUGCAAGCCCAACAUCGGCAACUGCACCGGCUCGCUCGACCAUCCCGCUGACCUCUACCCAGAGGGCUGUGAAGCUCUCGUCGUGAAGAAGCUGAAGGAAAUCAUGAUGUAUGUUAUUUGGGCCGCAUUGACAUUCGCUGCGAUACAGAUGCUGGGGAUGCUCUGUGCCUGCGUGGUGCUUUGCCGAAGGACCCGAGACCCUGCAUACGAGCUGCUCGUCACUGGGGGAACCUACGCAUAAAGAGCAUUCACACACACACACACACACACACACACACACACACACACACACACAGAGAUUACAUACACACACACACACACACACGCACUACAUACACCCACACACACAAUCACACACACACACACACACACACACACCUGCUCAUGCACACAAACACAGUACAAACAUAUACACACAAAUAUGUAGACACAGAAAGACAAACACCCACCCACACACAGCAGGGCGCAGGAUUCAGUGUGUACGGGGAGGGCUUAUGGGGCGGGCCCACGCUGGCUUUCUUUUCCUUUAAUAAGCUGAAGCACGCCUUGCACAAUUCAGGACUGCUUUUAGUCUCCACUGGUGAUGGGUAAAGCGGUAACUAAACUAUUUAUUUUCCAUGCUUUUUAGAUUUGGUAUUUUAAUUUAAACCUUUUUUUAUUACAAAGUCAUCUGAAAUCCUAUUAGCCAACACCUAAAUUGGCUUGUAGUUAUUAAUGUUUUUUGUUUUUGUGGAACCUAUGAAAAUAUUUGCUCUUUUCUGUAAUAUAGCUUUUUUUUGUCCUUUAGUUGGGCACAAGAAGAUGAACACUAGGAGGCUGGGGGCUUCUUGAGAUAAAAUGGCGGACGGCUGUGCAGAACGAGUGUACGGAAUGUAUUUUUUCCUCUGUCAGUUUGCACUAUGUGUAGGGCUUUGGAAAUAUUUUAUAAAUAUGUGAUAACACACAAGGGUUAAGAAGUCUCCCGGUGCGGCUGCAUUUUUAUUUCGGUGGAUUUUCUGCCCUUUCCUGUCAGGUGUAGGAGUACCACUAGUGUACCCAGGACCCCAGUUUUUAUUUCAUUUUUUCAAAACGGUUGUAACAUCAGGUCUAGUCACACUUAGAACCUGAAGCACCACAUUCUUGCUUGACCAGUGGUUCAAGUAGCCCAAAUGACAGGGUAGUACUCUGCUUUCUGGAAUAAUCUAUACGCAGUACAUGUUCUGUACACAAAUGUUUUUUUCUUCCCCUCUUCCCCUUUUCUCUGUGUUUUGUGUCACCAGUCAAGUGUGCCGUUAAGACAUAGAUUUAAAAGUUGAUUUGGGGAUGUAUGUAGCUGUUGAUAUGAACAUCACAUGAUGUAAAACUGAAAUCCGUGUAAAUAUGGUUGAAAUCUAAAACCUUUCAUUGAAAUAAAUCUGUAAAUUCCGAACAACAAA
Molecule: messenger RNA, 2095 nt
Organism: Conger conger (European conger)
Lineage: Eukaryota; Metazoa; Chordata; Actinopteri; Anguilliformes; Congridae
Product: tetraspanin-3-like
Exons: 7
Coding region: 160-921 (253 amino acids)
Biological process (GO): protein maturation; regulation of vascular endothelial growth factor signaling pathway; protein localization to plasma membrane
Cellular component (GO): membrane
Source: RefSeq, a predicted model, not a curated record